GCAAGAGCUCCGUGGCGAGCAACCUCUCCAGGCAGGGCACCAUGUCGCUGAGUCAGAGGCACUCCGUGCAGCUGCACACGAUCAACCUGAAGCAGCCGUUGGCAGCCUGGGCUGUUUGGGACCAGCUCGCCGACGAGAGCGACGACGAGGAGCGUGGACCGUGCAGUUGGACGCGCCAAGUAAGACCACAAACAACUUCGGCACCAAGCUCUAUCACAUGGACGGCAUUUCACAACCAGAUGCUUCAGCCCGAGAAUUGGGCCUCUGUCGUGAUGUCCUAG
This is a messenger RNA of Prorocentrum cordatum, 281 nucleotides long. NCBI's taxonomy places the organism in Eukaryota, Dinophyceae, Prorocentrales, Prorocentraceae. The record is from the annotation of a GenBank genome assembly.